This is a messenger RNA of Paralichthys olivaceus (Japanese flounder), 2776 nucleotides long. RefSeq names its product kelch-like protein 34. The record is from RefSeq and is a predicted model, not a curated record. Gene Ontology annotation, molecular function: protein binding. Lineage: Eukaryota; Metazoa; Chordata; Actinopteri; Pleuronectiformes; Paralichthyidae.
AAAAACACAGAUGGAGAGCGCUCGACCAUGGACACGCACUUCGCUCCCUUCACCACUCUUUCUUUUCCUGCUCCUCGCCUUCAACACCUCAUUACCCUGCUAAUGUCUAAAGAUUCUCUCUUUGGUGACUACGUAUUUUUUUGACUACACUCAUUUUCCUGUGCUUCCAUGUGUCAUCCUCUAACUUCUUGAAGUUUCUCCAUUACUCGCUUCCUUGCACCUUCCUGACGAGGAUUUCAUCUCACCCUCUUCUACCCCUCUAUCUGACACCAGUUCUUUCACCUUUGCACCUUGCCUCCUCUCUUUUGGAUGGAUAGCUACUCUGUCCUGUACAGUUCCUCCCACAGAACCGGACUUCUCUCCGGGUUCCAACGCCUGCGCACCGAGAGGAAGAUGUGUGAUGUCGUCCUCGAGGCCGGCAGCGUAUCCUUCCCUUGUCAUCGUGCCCUCUUGGCCAGCUCCAGCGAGUAUUUUUGGGCGCUGUUUGGAGAGUCUACUGCAGAGAGAUUAGCAGGUUCCAUUAGCCUCCCAGCGCUAACACCUCAGGGUUUAGACGCCAUCCUGGACUUCCUGUACUCAGGUUGGCUCAGCGUAUCACCCUCCACAAUCUCUGCCGUUCUGGAAGCAGCCAGGUACCUGCAAGUGGAGACAGCUGUGGCGAUAUGUGAGCGCUUUAUGAUCGAUGGUUUAAGUGUCGAGAACUGCUGCUGCUAUGCCAACCUGGCCGAACGCCACUCGCUUUCAAACGCACUUGAAGCUGCCAACCAAACCAUUGCUAUAGAGAUUGGGAAAUUGCUGAAGGAAAGCAAAGGUGAUCUCCUCGAGCUGAAUAUCCAGUCGCUGAUGUCAGUGCUCGAGGCUGAUGAGAUACCUGGCAUCAAGGAGGUUGAUCUCAUAAGGCUGGCUUUGGAUUGGCUCGAUGAGAAUGGACCCCUCCCGCUGCUGAAAUCAAACCUUCUUCUUAGUCGUCUGCGCUUCGGAUUGGUCUGCGAGUCCGAUCUCGCCAACCUUCAUCACAGAGCCAUGGGCACACCUUUAAUCAGAAGUCAGCUGACUCGAGCUUUGGAGUACCACAGGAUGGGUUCAGCUCAGCCGAUCAGACAGAGCAAGCAGUCAACACUCAGAGCAUCGCCCAAUCGUGUGCUGCUCGUGGGUGGAGGGUCCAGCGCCGAUUGUCCAGAACGGCAGUUGUUGGCGUUUGAUCCAAGAUGCAUGAAGUUUUCAUAUGUGAGUUCCUGUCUUCCGCUGCAGCUGAGAAAUCACUGUGUGUGCUCAGUGGGAGGUUUCCUCUUUGUGAUCGGAGGGGAGGAAGUUAAAGAGGGUGAUGAGGAUGGAAAGAAGUCCGUCACCACAUCAACAACCAACCAGGUGUGGCGGUACGAUCCACGCUUUGACUGCUGGGAGCAGGUGGAGUCCAUGCUAGAGAGGCGGGCACAGUUCAGCUGCUGCGUGGUGGAGGACGUUAUUUAUGCCGUCGGGGGACGACACAUACGACCGGACACCAACACAUACACCUCGGUCGCGUCUGUUGAGUUUUAUGACAUGACCACAGGAGCAUGGAGGAAGGGAGCAACGAUGCCUCGCCCUCUUUAUGGCCAUGCAUCCACUGUGCUUGAGGACAGCAUCUAUGUGUCCGGUGGCCUCCCGGGCAACCAGGGCACCAUCCAGGGCAGUAACCAUGGUGAUAACCCGGAUGAAAACAGGGAGAGCAGCAGAGAGGUCUUGUACUGGGACCUCAAAGGUCGAGUCUGGGAAAAGAGGGCUUCCAUGUCAAUCGCCAGGUUCAGUCACCGCUUGGCAACAGCCCACGGUUACAUCUACGCCCUGUUGGGGAUGUACGAACCUUUCUGCGAUAUAGAACGAUAUGAUUCGCGCUCAGACCACUGGACACGCCUCCGACCGCUUCUUAUUGGAUCCUUCAACUACGGGAUGGUUUCGACACCAUCUGGGAAUCUGCUGGUAUUUGGAGGGAGACGAUGGAGCGACGGUCAAGAGGUGAUCAUGAAGAGUGUGUUGGAGUAUGACACAAAGAAAGACAGCUGGAGAGAAAUCUGCCAGCUACCCAGACCUCUCACUGGGACUGAGUGCACACUGCUUCCCCUGCCAGACUAAAGUGUGCAGGGAAAACCUUCUAAUCUCAAAAUGCUGAGCAUGAGUUUUGAAAUAAUAUCAUAAGCUGGAUUCUGAAUUUUUGUGUGACAUUGUUUCAAAGUCUUCCCGAUAAGCGAAAUUACUCUUGUAGGAGAUGUUUGAUAUUAAUAAUGAAGCUAGCACCAGGUUAUCUUAGUUUAGUAUCUUCCCUUAAGUAGAGACUGUACAACCAUCACACACAAGAGGGAAUAGAGACGUCCAAACAGGAGAUAAACGUGAUGAAGGAGGAGGAAACAAGAGCUGAAUAUUUUAUAGAAGUUGGAGAUAAAAGUUCUGCGCAUGUGACAUUCCUGUUUGUUUCAUGAAUAAUUUACGUUUUCUAAAAGAUAAAGUAAGAGAAGCCAACCGAUGAUAUCAAGUGACUUUUUUUUCUAUCUGCACCGGCAAUCAAACGGGAAACAUGGGCUGAAGCCGCAGAGCAGAAGAAGCAUUCGCUGGGAAUCAUAUGCAUGAUUUGUGGCUAUUAGCUGCAGAAUUCAUGGGCUUUUAAAGUUGUACCUGAAUACUUUCUGUAAAACAUGUUUUAUAGUAUUUGGAGGUAAUAUUUUUUUUCCAAAGUUUGUAAUCCUUGUCAACUGCUAAGUGCAACUUUUUUUGCAGUGUAGUGAACGUGUGGUGUUCAAAA